AUGCGAACUUUCCUAUCAGUCGGGUCAGCUGUCCCUCGUAACUCUGGUAAACACAUUCUGAUACCCCUCUACAGGCAUGAUACAACGGCAAGCUCUAUAAGCUGGGCUAUAUAUCUCCUCUGCAAGAACCCUUCAGUGAGAGCUCGGCUCUACGCGGAGCUUAACGAAAACAGACCAUAUAAUGAGCUCAAUGUCUGUCAGAAGCUUGAGAGUCUCCCUCUAUUAAACGCAGUCUGCAACGAAACUUUACGUCUCUACCCCGCCCUCCCCAUCACCGUACGGGAGGCAGCCUGCCAAACCAUGGUUCUCGGUACUGUCGUACCAAAAGGCACCUGGGUCAUCAUGUCGCCUUGGGCCAUUAACCGCUCACGGGCGAUCUGGGGCGACCGCGCCAACGACUUCUGUCCAGACGCCUGGCUCACAACGGAGGAGGAGACUGGCAGAGUGCAUGUGAACAAUCAAGGCGGCGCCUCGCACGCCUUUAGCCAGAUGACCUUUUUGCACGGGCCGCGGAUCUGCAUUGGCGAGAAGUUCGCGAGGGCGGAGCUGCGAUGUCAAGUGGCUGCUAUGGUGCUUCACUUCGACUUUGAACUGCUGAAUCCUGACGAAGAUAAAGUACAUGCUGGCGUGUUCACUGCGAGGCCGAGCGGAGGGGUCAUUCUGAAGCUCAAGCAAAGACGUAAAGAAUGA
Colletotrichum scovillei is the source of this 690-nucleotide messenger RNA. Its product is annotated as cytochrome p450. Gene Ontology annotation, molecular function: heme binding; iron ion binding; monooxygenase activity. NCBI's taxonomy places the organism in Eukaryota, Fungi, Ascomycota, Sordariomycetes, Glomerellales, Glomerellaceae. The transcript has a single exon. The record is from RefSeq and is a predicted model, not a curated record. Bases 1 to 690 code for a protein of 229 amino acids.